UUCGAAACGCGUUUCGCACGCGUGUCCGUGUGUUCUGGUCCGCACCGGCCCCCGUGUAGGCCGCGCUGCCAAGCCGGAGCCGGUGGUGGAGCCGAGAUGGCGCCGACGAUGGGCCGAAGGUUCAUCCCCAUGGAAGUUAAUGAAGAGCUGGACUGCAAUGGACAGUGGUGAGGGAAACACCUAUUAAUGGCUGAGCAGGACACAAGCCUGAAAGAGCAAGUGAGUCCUCAGGAACGAGGCAUUGUGCACAUUUGGACAGGAUAUGAUAGCUCUAGAAUACCAGAGCUGCUGCCUAAUUUUGGCAGCAAGGUUGUGUUGCAGGCUGCCCUGGGAACAGAACAUGGAUUGCUCCUGACUGAAGAUGGCAAAGUCUACAGUUUUGGGCACCUCCCAUGGAGAUCGGACUGUGAUGCCAGAGAGACAGUGGACCCCAUGCUGGAGCAGGCCUUGGUUGGUUUGCGUGUGGUUACCGUGGCGGCUGGAAGCUACCAUAGUGGGGCAGUGACCAAGGAUGGAGUAGCAUUCAUGUGGGGGGAGAACUCCUCCUGCCAGUGUGCCAUUGAGGGUCAGAGACAGGUCGCCACGCCCGCCAUGGUUACAAUUUCGGACCCGGAGACCAGCCCUCCCGAGCUGACACGGGUAGUGCAGCUUGCCUGCGGAGAGCUACACACACUGGCCUUGUCAUCCAAGGGGGAGGUCUGGUCGUGGGGGAGUGGCUGCCAGUUGGGGCUCGUCGCCACAACAUUCCCCGUGGCCAAGCCUCAAAAACUGGAGCACCUGGCUGGCCGCACGGUGGUGCAGAUCGCCGCAGGUGCCCACCACUGCCUGGUGCUCGUCCAGAGACCUUCGCCCCACCAGAUGAGGCAGAGCUCCGAGAAGUGCCACCAUUGUCACCAGCUGCUGCUGACUAUGACCGACAGGGAAGAUCAUGUCAUCAUCUCUGACAGUCACUACUGCCCCUUAGGUGUGGUGCUUUCUGAGCCCGAUCCCAGGCCCUCUCACCCAGACCCACAAGACCAGACCCCUUCUCUCCCUCCAAAUCAGACUGCAGAAUCUCAUAUGGAGCUACCUCAUAUGGAGCAGCCUGAAUAUUUGCCCCAUGCAGUCAAUCAGAUGGAACCAGCACAGCAUCCCAGGCAAGCAGAGCAGAGUGGUGCUCCCGAUUCACACCUGGAGCCCAAUGGGACCGUGAAUAACCUGAAACCAAGGAGCUCUCAGUUCCCAGAUGAAAAAGCCGUGCAGGACUACCUCAGAAAAUUGUCGGACAAUUCCCAGCAGGAUGACCCUGUGAAAAGCACACCCCUUCCGUGCACGCAGCACUCGUCAGAGGAGGAAGACAUUCGACCUGCCAGCCCUUCAUCUUCUUCUCCUUCCGCGUUCAAUACCCUUGUGGUCUCCUGCGCCUCUGUGGUUGGGGAGAGGGUAGCAGCCACUUACGAAGCCCUCUCUCUCAGAAAAGUUGUGAACUACUACUACCAGUCUCCCAAUCUGCCAGACAGCAUUGGCAGUAGCACAGCAAGUGAUGUGAGCCAGCACAAGGAGACGAGGGAGGAGCGGAUGAAAACUGAGGAAAGCAUGCCAGAUAAGAAGAGCUUCAGCCUUGGGGAUAUCCGUGAACAAGGGUCCGAUGGCAUGUGUCGUCGCUUGUCUCUGCCAGGGCUUCUAUCUCAAGUUUCACCAAGGCUUCUCAGGAAAGCAGCACAUGCCAGAAUCAAACAAGUGAGCCUAUCUCCAACGCUAGGAACUGACACCGACACAAACUUUCCCUCCUUGCAGUCCGAACUCUGGAGCUGGGGACGAGGUAAAGAGGGCCAGCUGGGUCAUGGAGAUGUACUGCCCAGGCUGCAACCCUUGUGCAUCAAAAGUCUGAACAGCAAAGAAGUAGUUCAAAUAGUUGCUGGAGCAUAUCAUUCACUGGCCUUAACUGCCAGGUCACAGGUCUAUUCAUGGGGCAGUAACACCUUUGGACAACUCGGCCAUUCAGAGUCACCCACUGUGGUCCCUCGUCUUGUGAAGAUCCCUGAAGGCGUGUGUGUAUGGGAUGUGGCAGCGGGACAAGGCCAUACGCUCUUUUUGGCUGAUGGGGAAUUCUUCCAGCCCAUUGUCUACUAUAGUGGACAGGAAGUGUCACACAACACCAGGAAUACUGAGCACAAUCCGAUUCACACCAAGCAACCUGUGCUUUUGUCAGCUUGCAGUAAGCUUGGCUACAUAAACAGUCUGUUUGCUGGGGGGCAGAGGUGCCUCUCUCUUGCAGACAGGAACGUAAUGGGCUAUAUUGCCAGCUGUCAUGAAUUGGCAUCAUCAGAGAGGAAAUUCCACUGUAAGCUAAGCGAUAUGAAAAAUCGAAUUCUCCGACCUCUCCUGGGUUUAGAUAACUUGACUUCUGCUUUGGGUUUGACGCUGAGCCAGUUAUUACAAGAUGCAGCUAGCAAAUUUAGCAAACUAUGCUACCUGAUUGGGCAGCACAGCUUCACCUUAAAUAAGUUUCUUCACGGUUCUAAGGAUGUCAAGACGCUAGUCAUGUUGGAACAUUCAAAGAUCUUCCUGGACACUUUCAAAGAGUUCUCCAUCUCUGUAGGGAAUUUUGUGGUGGUCGGUGGCUUUCAAGCAUUGGCCAAGCCCACAAUGGAACUCUUCAGCAAAAAUCUUCAGACCCUCCAGCGGUUGUCAGAAGUGAUGGAUGAGAACACCCCGGCUGCUGACCUCUUGCACAUUCUCUUCUACAUGCCCUCCAAUCAUUUGCAUGAAUAUGCCCGUCUGCUGCUAAAACUUGCAACUUGUUUUGAAGUGACCUCCAAGGAAUACCACAAAUUGCAGGAAGUCAGCUGCCAGUUUGAAGCUCUUGGUCUACACUUGAAGAAGAAAAGGAAGGAAGCAGAAUAUACGUACAGUUUUUGGAAGACAUUUCCAGGGAAAAUGACGGAUUCACUGAGGAAACCAGAACGUCGCCUCAUCUGUGAGAGUAGUAACCGCAGCUUAACAUUGCAACAUGCGGGUAGAUUCUCCAUCAACUGGUUUAUCCUCUUCAAUGAUGCACUUGUCCAUGCUCAGUUUUCAACCCACCAUAUAUUUUCCCUUCCCACGCUUUGGAUAGAACCCCAAUUUGAAGAAAUUGGCCACCCUAAUGCCCUGAAGAUAACUACACCUGAAGAACAGUUUGUUCUCACUGCAGCAUCGCCUCAGGAGAAGAUAAAGUGGUUAAGAGCAAUUAACCAAGCAGUGGAUCAGGCUCUGAUUGGUGCUUCAGAUAGCAUGGCUGCUGGAUUGGGUGGCGUCAUGCGAGUUGAGCCUCCCAUUUCCCGCACUGCCAGUUACACCUUCUAUAAGGACCCACGGCUGAAGGAGGCAACUUAUGAAGGUCGCUGGUUGGCUGGAAAACCACAUGGCAAGGGCAUAUUGCGGUGGCCCAAUGGGAGAUCCUAUUCUGGUGAUUUCAAAAAUGGUUUAGAAGAUGGGUACGGAGAGUUGAAUGUGCCCUGCAAAGCCCUAAAGAAAAAUGACCACUAUCAGGGCCAUUGGAAAGAAGGCAAGAUGCAUGGCCAUGGGAUCUACAAAUGUGCCACAGGAGAGGUGUAUGAGGGCAGUUUUCAAGAUAACAUGCGUCAUGGGCAUGGGUUGCUCCGAAGUGGCAAACUCACAUCAUCCUUUCCCAGUAUGUUUAUUGGCCAGUGGGCACAAGACAAGAAAAUGGGCUACGGAGUAUUUGAUGAUAUCACAAGAGGUGAGAAGUACAUGGGCAUGUGGUUGGAUGAUGCUCGACAUGGCAAUGGAGUUGUGGUCACUCAGUUUGGUCUGUACUAUGAAGGCACCUUCAGCAGUAACAAAAUGACGGGCUAUGGCAUCCUUCUCUCUGAGGAUGAUACCAGCUUUGAAGGAGAAUUCUCUGAUGACUGGAUCUUAAAUGGAAAGGGAGUUCUGACCAUGGCAAAUGGUGACUACGUUGAAGGAACGUUCAGUGGAGAGUGGGGAGCAGGGAUUAAAGUUGCCGGAACGUACUUCAAACCUAAUUUAUAUGACAACGAUGGAGAGAAAGCCCGUGUGUUGAAGCUGGGUAAACUGGCAGUCGACCCAGAGGAGAAAUGGAAGGCUGUGUUUGAUGAGUGCUGGUGCCAGCUCGGAUGUGAAUCUGUUGGGCAUGGGGAUGUACUCAGGGCCUGGGAGAACAUCGCAGUGUGUCUCACCACGAGCAAACGACAGCACAAGGACAGCCCUGAUUUCCAGAGCCGAUCUCAUGUACAAAUACUGGAGAGUCUGGAAAUUAUCCCUCAGAUUGAUGGCCCCAUCACACUGGAUAAGUACGAGGUCAUCAAGAAAUACUUAAUAAAGGCAUGUGACACUCCUCUGCAUCCACUGGGGAAUCUCCUGGAGACACUGGUGGCGGUGUAUAGAAUGACCUAUGUGGGAGUUGGUGCUAACCGCCGGUUACUUCAUCAAGCAGUCAACGAAAUCCAAUCCUACCUAAUCCGCAUCUUUCAGCUGGUCAGAUUUCUCUUUCCAGAUCUCCCAGAUGGGGGCAGUCUGAUCCCAAUAAAGGAUAAUAAGAAAGAGCUCGGCAUCGAGGAAGGGGACUCCACUGAUAAUGGGAGCCAAAUGAUCACAUGCUGUAGUCUGCUCCUUCCGGUUCUCUUACCGCGGCUCUACCCUCCACUCUUCACGCUCUAUGCUCUGGACAACGAGCAGGAAGAAGACAUUUACUGGGAGUGUGUGCUUCGACUCAACAAACAACCAGACCUGGCACUACUGGGCUUCCUUGGAGUGCAGCAGAAGUUCUGGCCCAUUACAGUCUCUGUACAGGGAGAGAAAAUAGAGAUACAAUCAACCACAAAGGAGGUUUGUUUCGCUUCUGCGGUUGAAAGUUUACAGCAGAUCAGCACCACUUUCACUCCAGCUGACAAGCUGAAUGUCAUCCAGCAAACCUUUGAGGAGAUCACCCAGGAGGUGCUGACUAAGUUGCAGGAUGACUUCUUGUGGUCCAUGGACGAUCUCUUCCCUGUUUUUCUGUACGUGGUGCUUCGGGCAAGGAUCAGGAAUCUGGGAUCGGAAGUUCAUCUUAUUGAGGAUCUGAUGGACCCUUCAGUUCAACAUGGAGAGCAGGGGAUUAUGUUCACUACACUGAAGGCCUGUUAUUAUCAAAUUCAGCAUGAGAAGCUAACAUAGAACAACAACCCUUCUCUCUCUCUCUCUGGCUGAUUGGAAUGGUAUUAUGCACAGUUAAGAGGGUGGGUCCUUGGAAAGGCCGACAUGGACGCAUAAAUUGUAAUGGAUGCAUUACCUCGUACAUGUACCUGCAAAGAUGCAUUUGCCCACUACCACAGCCUCUCUCCCACUUCACACUCAUUUCCCAUCCUCUCUGCCACCCAAAUCAUGCAUGCACACUGCUCGCCUUCUUCAUACUCCCAGCUACCCGUUUUACAGACACCCCUGCCCCCAAGUGACCACAUGCCCUGCAGUGUUUUAAGUCUGAAUAUUUGAAUUUAGGUUUUGUUUUACUUGAUACUUAAUGGAAUGAUAAAACAUAAAUUGUCACUGUAGGACAAAAAUUAUCAAUUGCAUCAGUGCGUAGAAUUGAAAUGCAUUACACUGGAUAGUUGAUGACGAGGUGUUUCAUGUCUGAGGGCUAGAUGCUUUUGGAAAUAGUACAUAACAUUAUUCCAGCAUUUGUGGGUCACUUUCUGCACUAAUUCACUGUUUCUAGCAUAGGAUACACUGUCACUACCCAGCCCUUGGGCUACAGUAUUUCUAGAGCACAAGCACAGUCCCUGCCUGGUUGGAGAGAUGCAAGAUGUGAUGUGAGGCAGUCGUAAGUUGGAGAUUUUUAAAAAAUCACAAUGUAACUCAGAAUGUACUUAAAUCCCAUCAAAUAGCAUAUAUUUGGAGAGUUGUGCAAUCUUGGUCUUGCAUCAUAGGAAGCAUGAUACGAUAACUGUGUGGGUUCUGCACUGAUUAAAUCAGAGUAGUCUCUGCUCUACAUGAAUUGCAACUGUUUUCAUUACAAUAGAGGUAACUGAUUGAACGAAUGGAACAAGGAUAAAGACAGGCCGAUUUCAAAUGAUUGUGGGUACCAAAAUGUGGCUCAAAGUCAUAAGGGGUUUAGAGAUUACAUUUUUUAAAAUAUAAAAAGCAAAAAGCUGGUGAGAUUUUAGGCAGGGAAUUCUAUAACUUUGGACUUUAUUAGCAAAAUAGGUGGGCUCCAUUUGGGAAGUCAUCUUAUUCAAGAUGGUUCAGAAGCAAUAAACAGUAGAUGAGAUACUUCAGAUCUGCAAGAUAAUUGUAACAGAGAUAAAGACGUGUAAAACACAGGGGAUGAGGGAAGGAGGAAUUUGAGAGAAUCUAAAAAUCCAGGUGGUGAUUUACAGGGUGCUGAGUACCUAAGUGUGUGGAAGAUUACAAUUUGGAAUGCAGACAGCAGACUUCUGGAUUUGUGUAUUUUUAAAGAGGUAGAAUGAAAAAGGCUAAUGAAAACUGUUUGAAUUGCUCGUCCUGGCGAUAACAAAGGGGCAGACGAGAGUGGCAGACGUUGGUGAGAUUGAAUGGAGCUGAGUGAAACGGUGUUGGGUAAGUGAAACUUAGUAGUCUAAACAAGGACCAAAAUCAAUAAUCAGAAUCUCCAGUUGGGCACCAGUUUAGAUGCUGUGAGGCAUCUGGAAUGUCCUGUUUCCGGAAGAUGGAGUCAGUGGCCAGGGAGGAGUUUCUGACAAAGACAAAACCUUUUGAACUUCCCAAUAUUUAGAUGGUAUUCUGAUCACCUAAUAUCUGGAUAUCUGACAAGUAUUCUGACAACUUAGGCCAUGAAAGCCAGCUGUCAUUAACAUUGGUAGAAACGGACAUUGUUAGGAGACUGUGAGACUGCAUCUAGAUGUGAAGGAGGAGACUGACUUGGAGGCAGCAGAAAGAAAAUGGGCAGCACAGCAAUGUAACUCGUAAUAGUGCCUCACUGCACUGGAGACCUGGGUUCAAUUCCAAUCUUCGGUUCCUCGUCUUACCCUUGUUAGAGCUUUAACUUUUGGUAGUGUGGUCUAGUCUGAGAGUUAUAGACUUCAUAGCUGCCCACCAGAUGCGUGGUUGCCUUGAACAGGACCAGUGCAUUCUAUGCUUGUUGUCACCAUCCAGCAUUGCAAUUCUUUGAAACGCUGUCAACUCGAGCUGCUUGAUCCAAUCAAUGACCAACCAAAAGUUGCCAGACACUGACUCCAUAACCAUAACAGGUAACUGGCCAUAUUUGAUGCCACUCACAACACAAUAGUUUAUCUGGAGAUGCCUUAUUUCAUUGGUGCCACACAAUUGUUCAAGGAAGAAGAUAUAUAAACAGUAUUGAAUCGAACACUGUGUAUCCUGUGCCAAUUUCAAUAAAUUAUUUUUGAUUAAAAAAACAAAGCUGGUGCCUCAAGCUGAAGCGACCCAGGGUCGAUCCUGAUCUCAGUUCUGUCUGUGUGGAGUUUGCACGUUCACCUUGUGACUAGGUUUCUUCUGGGUGCUCCGGUUUCAAUUUGUGUUUGAUAGAUUAGCCACUGAAAAUUGCCUCUCGUGUGUCAGUGAGUGUUAGAAUCUGAGGUGAUUGAUCAGAAUGCAAGGAGAAUUAAUUGGGAUUAGAGAAAGAAUAUAAGUAUUUGAUAGUUGAUGUGGUUUCAAUGGGCUGGUAGCCAUAUGACUCUUGAACCCUGUAUGAAAAGCCAUUGUUGAAGAGAAAGGAAAGAUGGUCAUCAACUCCCUCCAGGGUUUGGGGAAGGUGAGAGUUACUGUCUCCAUCCUGAGAGGAAUUCGGAGGUACAGGUAACGUUCGAUCGUUCUAUCCGAGAUGCUUUUUUCCCUCUGAUAUGGACCCCUCUGCUGUGAAAGAUUUCCAUUGUCCCAUUUUCUGAUUUCUUCUAUGCACCUUCUGCAGGCCUGUUGUAUUUGAAACAAUUCUCUCCUGAUAUCCAUGCAUGAUUCUCCCCACCUUUCUGCUUUUCGGUGACUUGGGGCAGUCAGAGUGCAAGAGAAUGUCACCUUUGUGAAGAAAUGGGCAAAGAGAAUUUAAUGCUUAUUAAGCAGCCCUUUGCAUUUGAUUCUUCCUGCACAGUUUGCUUCUGUCUUCCUGGAGUACUUCCGGAUUCUCUGCGAUUCGCACAUUUUACCUCUCCGUAUAUUAUGCCAACAGUGGAAGGGUAAAUUCUGUUCUGGGGAAAGUUCAGGAGCCAAGUUUCUGUGGUCCUAGUUCAGUCAGGGGCACUCUUCUUUAGGUCAGUAUUGUGUCCUUGUACUUGUCUUUCUUGAGUGGGUCAUGUUGCAGAUUGGUACUUUCAUAAAAUUGUGGAAAAUGUUGUAGGUGUAGCUGUUACCUUAAACUUUAAAUGCAAAAAAUAUUGGUGGUGUGUGUUGCUUCAAAAAAUACCAGGGACAUUUAUUCCAAUGUUCUUGUCAAUGUUCAUCUUUCAAUUAACAUCACAGAAUCUGAUCUAUCUGAUUGUUCUCGCGUUCAUCAUUAAGUGUGUGCUAGCAUUCUGACCUUGAACCAGUGACCAUACCUCAGACUAAUGAAUUUGCCGGUAAGGGUUUUGGAUUGAAGUGCAAGGAUCUGCAGAAUUACAACUUCUCUCUCUAGUUUGCACAGUGCGAUAACGUAUUUCUUAUAGGUUGCUUUUCUUCAUCCAGGUGAUCAGGGGGGUAAAUUGAGAAAUGAGUUGAAUAUUUCUGGAGCCCCUCUGUUUCCCAAGAGUGUCAAUUUUAAUCUAAAAAUUGUCCCAACCUGAAAUGUUCCUCCAGCAGUUUAUUUCUUGUGCAGUCAAUUUUAGUGUUUCAUAAUGUAAUUUAACAUCCAUUCACAGAAUUUUGAAUUUUUAAGACAUCUUUUUUAAACCUGGAGCUACACUAAAGCAAACCAAAAUCUUUCAACAUACACUAUAUAUGUUACGAUGCUGCUACACAUAAUUGUCAAUUAUUUAUUUGGUUAAGAAACUACUAAGACCUGCUUGCAAGAUACCAUAGCAAUCUUUACCCUAUACUGGGUAGUUUUAACUUGUGUCCAAAUGUAAUUGAGUCUCCCAACCAUUUCCUUCCCCCCCCCCCCCCCCCCCCCCCCCCCCCCCCACCCC
Leucoraja erinaceus (little skate) is the source of this 9074-nucleotide messenger RNA. RefSeq names its product alsin Rho guanine nucleotide exchange factor ALS2 b (gene als2b). Lineage: Eukaryota; Metazoa; Chordata; Chondrichthyes; Rajiformes; Rajidae. The transcript is spliced from 33 exons. The record is from RefSeq and is a predicted model, not a curated record. Bases 187 to 5160 code for a protein of 1657 amino acids.